AAUCCUAUGCAAGAGAUAUUAUUUUCAAUUCCUCUCUUAAAAGUGUUUGAAUCAAACGACGCCGUUCUAAGAAGAAAGAAAAAACUUUAGCAGUGCUUGCCUGGGCCCUCUGCAACAUUCGCCUUUCACUUUCAGCAGAGCACGCAAAACAAGAAAACUCAAUAAAGAGAUAAAGAUCCUUUCUGUUUCGAAUCUAAUUUUCUUCUCUCUAUUUCCUAUCAAUUCCAUUGAUUCACAGAAAUCGAAUUCUACGUUAAUGGUAGUGUUGUUGAUUGGCUGGGACUGUUAAGGUUUGUUUGCGUACAAUGGAUACGGCGUCGUCUUCGACUCCAGCAGAGUUUGAUUACCUGUUCAAGUUGUUGCUGAUUGGGGAUUCUGGCGUUGGGAAGAGCACGUUCCUCUUGAGCUUCACUUCCAAUACCUUCGAGGAUCUCUCUCCGACAAUCGGUGUGGAUUUUAAGGUGAAACAUAUUACCAUUGGGGGAAAGAAGUUGAAGCUUGCAAUUUGGGACACAGCUGGACAAGAAAGAUUUAGAACUCUAACUAGCUCAUAUUACAGAGGAGCUCAAGGGAUAAUAAUGGUGUAUGAUGUAACAAGGCGAGAAACCUUUACAAAUCUAUCUGAUAUAUGGGCCAAGGAAAUUGACUUGUACUCAACAAAUCAAGAUUGCAUCAAGAUGCUUGUUGGCAACAAAGUUGAUAAGGAGGGUGAAAGGGUUGUCAGCAAAAAAGAGGGUAUUGACUUUGCAAGAGAAUAUGGAUGCCUUUUCUUGGAAUGUAGUGCGAAAACUCGAGUCAAUGUGGAGCAAUGCUUCGAGGAGCUUGUAUUAAAGAUUUUGGAGACGCCUAGUCUCUUGGCUGAGGGCUCAGCUGGGGUGAAAAAGAGCAACAUCUUCAAACAGAAACCUCCCCAAUCUGGUGCUUCCACUAGUGGCUGCUGCUCUUAGUGAUUGUACUCUGUUGUUUCUUCAAACUCUCCCCUCCAAAAGUAGCAUUUCGUUCUUACCUUCUUCCCCAAUUUGAUCUAAAAUGUUCACAUGCAAUUCAAUUUGAUGGGAAAGUGUACAUUUAGUUCAAAAAACAAUGACUAAUGUCUCCAAUGACACUCCUCUUCCCCUUUACAGCUCAUGAAACGAAGGUUUGCAAGAAUCAGUUGAAUAUUGCUGAUAAUAUUUCAAUCCGUAUGCGAUGGACUGAAUGGUCUUGAUUU
Juglans microcarpa x Juglans regia is the source of this 1210-nucleotide messenger RNA. Its product is annotated as ras-related protein RABC1. The record is from RefSeq and is a predicted model, not a curated record. The coding region runs from base 306 to 947 and encodes 213 amino acids. The transcript is spliced from 6 exons. Gene Ontology annotation, molecular function: GTP binding; GTPase activity. NCBI's taxonomy places the organism in Eukaryota, Viridiplantae, Streptophyta, Magnoliopsida, Fagales, Juglandaceae.